Messenger RNA from Exserohilum turcica Et28A, 2898 nucleotides. RefSeq lists its product as uncharacterized. The record is from RefSeq and is a predicted model, not a curated record. The coding region runs from base 296 to 2500 and encodes 734 amino acids. NCBI's taxonomy places the organism in Eukaryota, Fungi, Ascomycota, Dothideomycetes, Pleosporales, Pleosporaceae. The transcript has 2 exons. Gene Ontology annotation, cellular component: membrane.
UUCACUCCGUCACCACCCCUCUCACUCUCCCACACCCUCUUCCUGCCUACAUAUAUCCUUGCGUAUGCCCUGAGCCCAUUGCUUUGCGUCUAUCGUGUCAAUUGGCUCUUUCGCCGUUGUAUCGCGACAUCAUUUCCGUGCCGCGCAUAGGGUGCGCGCCGCAGCUCAGCUUACAUUCAUACAAAUAUACAGAGCCUCGGCACAUUCGCACACUUCCUAACUCUUGUUUGACGCGCCUGCGCAAGACUUGCUUGCAUUCCGCCACACCGAACCAUAGUCGCGGCACAUUGGCGCCAUGGCAACCGAAACCGAGCAACCCGUUUUCACCAUGAACACCGGCUAUGGGCGUCAGGCUGUCAGCACCUCGGGCGUCUUGGACGUGGUUAUGGGCCCGCUUUUGAACUAUAGGCGCACUAGCAACCAGCAGACCGGACAGCCCAUAUGGCAUGGCAGCGCGCUGAUUGUCACCAAGCCCGGACAGCACGAUGCGGCCCCUCAGCUUGUACUAUCGCCAGCAGGCGCAGUGGACAAGACGCUGGGAGAUGUGCGGUUCAGCGUGUCGGAGAGGGUCUUCCACGGCCAAAAGCUGUACGAAGACGCCAAAAAGGCAUUCUGGCGCUUUCUCAUCGAGGCGCCCAUGCAGCCCUUCGAGUCAAGGUGGAGCUAUGAUAUCCAGACUAUCCAGUACCCCGACGGCAUCAAGGAGCAGAAGCCGACAAUCUUUUCCAUACCCUCUAUCACCCAGUCGAUGCGCAUCAUGUUCCAUUCGUGCAAUGGCUUUAGUGUGGGGACAGACCUGGACGUGUGGCAAGGCCCCGUGCUCUGGAAUGAUGUCCUUCGCAUGCACGAGCAGCGCCCCUUUCACGUCAUGAUUGGCGGAGGUGACCAAAUCUACAAUGAUGGAGUACGAGUAGACGGCCCGCUCAAGCCCUGGACGGAUAUCGGCAACCCCCACAAGCGACGCGAGUUCCCCUUUGACCAGAAGAUGCGUGCCGAGUGCGACGAGUACUAUUACAACAACUACAUCAGGUGGUACGGGCAGGCUCCCUUCUCCACUGCCAACAGCCAGAUUCCUCAGGUCAACAUCUGGGAUGAUCACGAUAUCAUUGACGGCUUUGGCUCGUAUACUGAUCAUUUUAUGAACUGCGCCGUGUUCCGCGGCAUUGGCGGAGUCGCGCACAAGUACUAUCUUUUGUUCCAGCAUCAUCUCGCGCCCCCAAAAAGCACCUUUACCACGGAUGCGCCCCAGACGACGGCAGUACAUGCCCAAGGAGAGACUACAACGCCUGCGGAUCAGAAGCAGGUUGACGAGACUUUUGUAAUGGAUAAUGACGAAGGUGACCCAUCAUACAUUAUUGGCGCAAAGCCUGGCCCGUAUGUCGAGGAAUGCAGCCGCAACAUCUACUGCCAGCUUGGCGCACGCAUUGCCUUUGCCGGUAUCGAUGCGCGAACAGAGCGCACAAGACAUCAGGUCAACUACCCCGAGACGUAUAAGCUGCUGUUUGAUCGUCUGGAUGCCGAGUUUACGGCAAACCCAGAGCUAAAACACAUGAUUUUGCUGCUCGGUGUUCCCAUUGCGUAUCCUCGUUUGAUCUGGCUUGAGAACAUUCUGCAAUCCCCAUUGAUUGCGCCCAUCAAGUUUCUGAACAAGCGCUUCGGCUUCGCGGGCGGCUUCUUCAACCAGUUUGACGGCAAGGUCGAUUUGCUUGACGACCUCGACGACCACUACACGGCUCGGCAGCACAAGGAGGAGCGCCGGCAUCUGAUGCACAGCCUGCAAGCCUUCUCGCAAAAGUUCUCCGCUCGCGUUACCAUUCUCGGAGGAGACGUGCAUCUCGGCGCCAUUGGACGAUUCUACUCGAAUGCCAAACAAGGACUUCGCGCCGAGGAGGACUGGCGCUACAUGCCCAACAUUAUCAGUUCGGCCAUCACCAACAAGCCACCGCCCCAAGCCGUUGCCAACCUGCUCGCCAAGCGAAACAAGAUCCACCACCUGGACAAGGAAACCGACGAGACGCUGCUUGAAAUCUUUGACCGCGAUCCCGCCCUGCCCGACGGCAUGACGGCCACAAACGGCACGAGCGACUCGGGCGGCAAACCCGAAUCCAAAACGUCCGACUCCAACCACGCCACCAUGCCCUCGCGCAACUAUGCCAUCAUCUGCGAAUCGACGAUUCCACCCGCCGCCACUCUCUCGGUGCCCGGCCAGGCCCCCUCGAUUACGACAAACGGCGACGCAAAGUCUACGCUCAGCGAAGCCCCCGGUGCCAAAGACAACAUGCGUCAGCCCUUUCACCUGGGCGAGCAUGGCGCAGGCACACAGCAUCCGGCAGCCAAUGGCAUCCAGCCGUCUGGCCUGUGCGGGCCGUACGGUCUGGAUGUCACGCUCAGGGUGGAGAUUAGCAACAAGGAUCGCGAGGGCAGGACAGAUGGAUACGGGUUUACGAUUCCAGGGCUUAUGGUUAAUGAUGCCCUGAGGCAGAAGGGCACCAAGUGGUAGUUUUUUUUCUUCUUCUUCUUGUUGUUUGGAUUCUUUCUAGGCAUGGUGGGAUUUGGAUAAGGGGGAGUGGAAUAAUGGAGAGAGGAAGAGAGGAAAGAAGAGUAAUGUAGUGUCAAUGGGGUAAUGUAAGGAAGACAUGUGAGAAGAGAUGGAACAAGAUGUGGAACUUGGUACGAGUGCUUGUGAGCGUUGUUGAACAUGUUGAUGUCAUGUUUUUUUGUUAGGUUGGAUUUGGUGGAUUUGGUGGAUUCGUUAUGAGUAGUAUACAUACCCCCUCUACACCGUAGUUCUCUUGAUUUUUUCUUUUCUUUUUCUUUCUUUCAAAGACAGCCUAGGGGUUUGAAACCAUGGAGAGAGGCUUUUCUAGGAUAAAUCUAGUGGUUCUACAUAACAUCGAA